Molecule: messenger RNA, 661 nt
Organism: Uloborus diversus
Lineage: Eukaryota; Metazoa; Arthropoda; Arachnida; Araneae; Uloboridae
Exons: 2
Coding region: 113-430 (105 amino acids)
Source: RefSeq, a predicted model, not a curated record
GUGAACGAGGAAAGUUGUUUCGGAAUAAGGUGCUGUCCAGUCCAUGUGUAAUAGAAUGGUGUGUUGAAGUUGAAUUUGCAGAAUGAUUGUCAAAUAAAAAUGCCGGUUGGAGAUGACAGCUAUUGAAUGGCGCGAAUAUUCUAAUCCAGUUAAAAUAGAAGCAUUCAGUUCCUUGCUAAUUAAACGUGUUGGAGCUAUUGGCGAAGGAAUUAAAACCGGGAACAUGACUCCAGGAAUAUGUAGCGGAGUGGAAGAAAUAACUACUGAAGACAUGAAGUCAUCUUACAUCGCCAUUACAUUAGAGCCAAUUGAAAAUGAAUUAGAAGACUUUGACCACGUUGAUGAGCUUAUUAUGUACUUAGUGAGCUUUUUAAGAAUUAUAAGAUGGAAAAUAUGUAACUUUAGAAGAGAAGAUAAGUGCCUUCAUUGACUAAAAAUCCAUAAUGAAAUCAGAAAGACUUACGUCACUGUUUUCUUUUAUUUGAGCUAGAAAAUAACUAAGUUCCAUUCAGUUACUAAAAACACGUUAAAAAAAAGUGCUAAUAGCAGAAUCUUGAAUAUUUGGAAAUUAUACUGUUAAAUACAUGUACAUUACAUUUAUUGUGCCACUAUCAUAUGUUUGUGUAUGAAUUUUGUGACUAAUAAUUAAAGUUUCAAAUGA